This is a messenger RNA of Oncorhynchus mykiss (rainbow trout), 3368 nucleotides long. Its product is annotated as rho GTPase-activating protein 22. The record is from RefSeq and is a predicted model, not a curated record. Gene Ontology annotation, cellular component: focal adhesion. Gene Ontology annotation, biological process: signal transduction; activation of GTPase activity. Gene Ontology annotation, molecular function: GTPase activator activity. NCBI's taxonomy places the organism in Eukaryota, Metazoa, Chordata, Actinopteri, Salmoniformes, Salmonidae.
GGCAGAGAGAGAUAAUAUACAGAGCUCUAGAGAUGAUAGAGGCAGAGACUCGAGAAAGAAAAGGAAGAACACAGAGGGAGAAGAAGAGAGAAAGUGAGAAAAUGACAGAACAUCUGUGAAAAACAGGGAAGCACACAGCUGUAGCCGAUUAAUAUGGUAGCUGCCAGCCAGAGAGAGAGGAAGAGUGAGAGGACGAGAGAUGGAAGACAGCAGCUCUACUCCUUGUGUGUUUCAGCCUCAGUGAAGCCUGCGCUUGGAAGGACAUUCUGAUCACACACAGGCAUUUACCUGUCAGUGUGGUGUAGUAAGAGUGGGAUGAGAUCCCCCCUCCCUCCCUCCACCCUCCCUACCGCCGUGGUCACCCUGGCGAUGAAUAAUGCAGUAGGGAUGGGUGGAGGCCACUGAGCGUGUGCGAGGAGGAGGGAUCCCUCCCCCUCAGCCUCAGCCCCCUAGCCUGCUGUUGCUGCUGCUGCUGUUGCCUACUGCAGAACGUCAGUGGUAGAGAGGAGAGAAGAGAGGAGAGGCAGGACAGAGGAGAGGAUGGUGUGUUGAGAGAGAGUGAUAGAGAGCAAGAGCAAGAGGGGUGGGGUGCCGGACGGACGGACGGACGGAUGAACAUGCCCAGUGUGGUAUUCCUGCGAUGACAGCCAUGCUGAGUCCCAAGAUUAGACAGACCAGGAGAGCCCGGUCCAAGAGCAUGGUGAUGGGAGAUGUGUCCCGGGGCCCAAUCCGCCCGUCCUCCCCCAGUCUCCAGGAGGGGGCUCUGAAAGCUGGCUGGCUGAAGAAACAGAGGAGCAUCAUGAAGAACUGGCAGCUGAGAUGGUUUGUCCUGCGCUCCGACCAGCUUUUCUUCUACAAAGAGGAGGAGGAGACCAAGCCACAGGGCUGCAUACCCCUGCAGGGCUGUCAGGUGAAUGAGCUCACCGCCAACUCAGAAGAACCAGGGAGGCAUCUUUUUGAAAUCGUUCCAGGUGGUCCAGGAGGAGAAAAGGACCGUGCUGCGCUCAGUCAUGAGGCCUUUCUGCUCAUGGCCAACUCUCAGAGUGACAUGGACGACUGGGUCAAGGCCAUAAGACGGGUCAUCUGGGCACCCUUUGGAGGAGGGAUAUUUGGCCAGCAUUUAGAAGACACAGUCCAGUAUGAGAAGAAAUUUGGGCACCGCCUGGCACCUCUUCUGGUGGAGCAGUGUGUGGACUUCAUAAAGGAACGAGGUCUGGAUGAGGAGGGCCUCUUUCGGAUGCCAGGGCAGGCUAACCUGGUAAAGGAUCUACAGGAAGCCUUUGACUGUGGGGAUAAGCCUCUGUUUGACAGUAACACUGACGUCCACACGGUGGCAUCCCUGCUGAAGCUCUACCUCCGUGAACUGCCUGAGCCUGUGGUCCCUUUCUCCAAGUAUGAGGACUUCCUCUCCUGUGCUCAGCUGCUGGCCAAAGACGUGGAGGAGGGUGUACAGGAGCUGGUCAAGCAAGUGAGCAAUCUUCCUCCCGCCAACUACAAUCUCCUGAAGUAUAUAUGCAUGUUUCUUGACGAGGUCCAGUCUCACGCAAACAAAAACAAGAUGAGUGUACAGAACCUGGCCACGGUUUUUGGCCCAAAUAUCCUCCGACCCAAAAUGGAGGACCCAGUGGCUAUUAUGGAAGGGACCUCCCUAGUCCAAAGCCUCAUGACCGUACUGAUCAGUGAACAUAACCGUCUGUACUCGGGGAGGGGGGAGCUGGAGGUCCCUGUUCCCCAGCCAGAGGUAACCCUCCAGGGCCAAAGGCUCCAGCAGCACAGCAUCGGUGGCUGGAUCUCUGAGGAGGACCUCCAGAACUGCCCCACCAACCCCAACGAGGACCUUGCCUGCAGCAGCGCCUCUUCUUUGGACGCAAAGCUCUGUGCUGCCACCACCCCUCCACCUAGACUUGCUCCUUCAGGGAAGGGGGAGCCAGUGGUCAGCCCCAGCAAGCAGACCAAGAACCUUCCCUCCUGGAAGUACUCCUUCAAGGGCACCUCAACGCCACGGCCCCCUCCUCAGGCCGACGUCACCACCGUGUCCCCCAGUGGCAACUGGUUGAUGAACGGGCUGUCCUCUCUGAGGAGCCACAGGCGCACCUCCUCGGGGGAGCGUGUCAGGGACUCCACCGGCUUUUCCCAGAGACUGUCCACCUACGACAACGUCACAUCUUCCUCCAGCAUGGGCAGUGGCCCUAGUGUAGCCAGCACGCCUUGGUCUGCCUCCUCCUGUGACAUCUCCGCAUCCGACUCAGGCAGCGAGCCCUCAGGGCUUAACUGUGGUAAUGGGAAGGGUCUAGAGGAGUGCCAAUGGCAGGAGCUAGCCUCACCCCAGGGCCAGGGUCAGAGGGGAGGCCGGGUGGAGGAGAGAGUUGGAGAUAGGGUCUCAGAGCAAGAGCAGGACAGUAGUGAAGCCAUGGAGCUGUGUGUUAGCAGUGCAGGCUGCAGUGACAACGGGAACACCAUAGCCAAUAUGGUGGUGCCGUCCAUCGUGACGCCAGAAGACCUUGAUGGAGGCUCCAAAGCACUUACCAGCCUGGUGGAGGGUCUGAAGGAUGAGCUGAGGAAACAGAAGGUGGCCUACGAGACCAGGAUCAAAAGGCUGGAGGAGUCCAGUGCGGCGCUGUGUGCUCAGAUGGAGCGUCUGGAGCAGGAGAUGGAGCAGGAGAGAAAAAAGCAGCGGAUGCUGGAGAUCAAGCUCCGCAACUCAGAGCGAGCCCGUCACGACGCAGAGAACAGGAACCGGCUCCUGGAGAAGGAAAUGGAGGACUUCUUCUCCACUCUGGGGGACCUGGCUCUGGGAGCAAGGACUAGUGACAUUUAAUAGCCCUGGUUAUAGUCCUCUAUAGUCUCUUCCCACAGCUGGGUGCCAUGAGUCUGGCAAGCAAGACUGACAACUACAUGGACUCAGUGAAUAAUACUGCAUGUUGUCCAACACAGGCAGCUGCGUCUCUCAAUGUUUCCUCAGGCCUCAAAGUGUGCCUAUGACUACCACGAGUAUCUAUCUGGAUGGAAUUCCGUGUCGUUUGGUGACAAAGCCUCGGUCCUUGGUUUACUCUGGUCAACUCUGUCAGUAUACUUUUAAUGUAAAUCAAAGGGUUUCGACUGCUAUCAUUAUGACUAUACAAUAAUCCCUGCUGUGUUAAUCAUAUGCUGCCUACAACAGUACACAAUAUGCAAAUACAACAUUACCAAAGCUGGACUCUGCUAAGGACCAGGGUUGAAGCCACCAUGUUGGUUUGGGGCACAUGAAGCUGAUUACUGCCCUCAAAGGAACAAUGAAGAAGUGUGCUGGCUGUGCCUUUGCAGACUUUUUGAAUUCGAUAAAAGAAAAUGUUGCGUGCUUGUCCAGAGGUGUAGUUAGUCAAUUACUG